Molecule: messenger RNA, 1086 nt
Organism: Brassica napus (rape)
Lineage: Eukaryota; Viridiplantae; Streptophyta; Magnoliopsida; Brassicales; Brassicaceae
Exons: 2
Coding region: 542-961 (139 amino acids)
Source: RefSeq, a predicted model, not a curated record
UUUUUUUGCCGUGCCAAAGAGAUAACAGAAAAUACCGAAUGGACUGAAGAGUAGGGAGACAGUUUCGGUGGGUUCAAAGGGUUUGCUUUACUUGCGGAUGAAGAAUCGCGCAUCCUCCAUUUCUCUCUUUCUUACCCUAUUUUAACCCUUUCUACCCCCUCACACAUCUCCUCCAUCUCAAAACUUCCACUUUCAUCCUCGACCUUCCUUUUUAGAUUCUGAAACUUCUUCACCAUCAGAGACUCUGUGUUUCCUUAUUCACAUCCAUUUAUUUCACCAUCUCAUUCCAUCGAUCCUUCAAUAUCUCUAUCGCAGAAGCAGCGUCUUGAAUGGUAGAAACAACUCCGACUACCAGAGAAUUUAUGCUCUCCCAUUGCACCACCGCAAGGGCGAGCUUUCUCCUCCCUCCUCUCUCCUCCUCCUUCACUUUUGGCUCUUGCAAGGAAUCCUGGUACUUCCGCUGCAUCGGCGUCGACCCUUGAAGCAACUCAAACUCCCAUCAAAAGUUUUAUUUUCUUUUUUUUGGCGUUUAUUGUUAAAGAUGUUGCUGUACAACAACAACAAGCAGAAGAAAACACACAAGUCCAAGAUUAACAGGUUCCUCGUUAGCAUCAGUUUCUUAGGAAGUGCUGGACCCAUUCGUUUUGUUGUUAAAGAAGAUGAAACUGUUUCAAAUGUUAUUGAUUAUGCUCUCAAAUGCUAUGCUCGUGAAGGCAGGCUUCCACUACUCGGUUCUGAUUCCAGCUUUUUCCUUCUCUACUCUCCUUACUAUGCUGUUGAAGCAUUUAAUCCAUGGGGAAAGAUUGGUUCAACCGGAUCAAGGAACUUUGUUCUGUCUAAGAAGUUAGAAGCUCAGAACCUUGGAGGCUCUGUGGACACAACAACAACAAUCAGGAAGACCUCUGGGAAAUGGAAGGCAUGGCUCAACAAGUCUCUAGGCCUUAUGGUUCCUUCUCACUAGAUCAUAGGAUCUCUGCACUUCUCUUUUUGGUUUUCUUGUCAGAGGAAUAAGCAUCACAAACACUUGUGCUUUGGUUUUUUUGUUGUAUUUUGCUACACUAAUAAAUGAAAUGAGGUUCGAUAGAA